Molecule: messenger RNA, 960 nt
Organism: Aspergillus glaucus CBS 516.65
Lineage: Eukaryota; Fungi; Ascomycota; Eurotiomycetes; Eurotiales; Aspergillaceae
Exons: 4
Coding region: 1-960 (319 amino acids)
Molecular function (GO): protein binding
Source: RefSeq, a predicted model, not a curated record
AUGGCCUGUUCAUGUUCCUUGGUUCUAAGGAAUCAUUUGUCCGUGGUUGCUGCGUUAUUGCCUAUCUGGUCUACAUUGUUAGACAUCCGAGCUCUACACCAUGUAAACCGUCACUUCUACUCCUUACUCAAACAACGUCUCGCUCAAUCCAACAUUGAACAAUGCCACAAGACGCUUCUUCGCUGUGCAGCAGCAGCAGAGGACUAUAAGCUUGCUACAGAGCUUCUGGAUGACCUGGUCACGGCCCAAAUGAGACCAAAGAAUACGAAUGCAGACUCCAACGACGAUGUCAUCGACUCGGCUUUCUAUUAUCAUCCAUUAUACAAAAAGGGCUACACACAGGAGACAAUUUUGGACAUUCAAAGCGCCUUUCUAGCAGCGAUUGAAGCAAAUUCAAAGCCGCUCGUCAGUCUACUCCUCGAUCGAGGUGCACAGGCGGGCUUUGUAUUCCCACGACACGUUUAUAACCCGGAUGGAAGCCCCGAAGAAACAAAACCACUCAGUCCCCUUGACCUAGCCGUGAAAUCCGGCGAUAACGAGGUCUUCGAUCUAAUGCAGGAUCGCGCUAAAUUUGAUUACCAAUUAGAGAUUGGGUUUCGAGUUGACCUUUUUGGUGAUGGGGCUCUAUUCCUCGUUAUUGCGCAAGGUGAUAUAGAGAUGGUGCGGUUUCUAAUUAAGAAGGGGGCGGAUCCUUAUGCGUCUCCUUACAGUGAGCCAAAACUGCACAGCUCUGUUUAUACUGCGAUUCUUGGUGGCCAUACAGAGAUAUGUAAGAUGUUGGUUGAGGAAUACGGUGUACAUCCUGACCAGGGGGGUCUGGACCUGGCUCAGGAAAUGCGGAAUCAGACAGUCAUUGACCUUCUUUCUGGCUUUUCUUAUGAUGAUGUGCCAGAAAAAUGGCCUAUUUUUGAGAAGGGAUAUGACAUAAUUGACAAGGAAACUUGGGGCGAGCCAGUUUAG